This is a messenger RNA of Laccaria bicolor S238N-H82, 858 nucleotides long. RefSeq lists its product as uncharacterized. NCBI's taxonomy places the organism in Eukaryota, Fungi, Basidiomycota, Agaricomycetes, Agaricales, Hydnangiaceae. The transcript is spliced from 6 exons. The record is from RefSeq and is a predicted model, not a curated record. The coding region runs from base 1 to 858 and encodes 285 amino acids.
AUGAGCUCCGUUUCUGCCAAUGCGAAUGUCAAUCAUGCAACGUCCGGCCCCAUUCAAGACGCUUUGGAUGGUCAGGCAGGGGAUUUGAUGACAGGAUCGGAUAAGGGGCCACGUUAUCUAUACUACCGCUUGUACACCAGGGAGGGUGCGAUCGCCACGAGCAAGCCAAUCUACGCAAAUGACCCGUUCAUCGGCCGAACGCUUCCAAAGCUGAUUACACCACCACAUAUGGCAAGGAAUGUGAUAAACCACCUGUGCGGAAUCGAAGGGUUUUCCGUGGACACCGUCGGCAGUCUCUUCGAAUCGCUUUCAAGUCAGACGGCAAUCGAGGAGUCGACUCGCCUCUCAUUGAAAGGCCAUGACGGUCCGGGCGCCUCGGAGGAUGACCCUAUGGCUCUAGUCGUUGGGAUUUGGGAUGUUACAAAUCGAUCAGCGGCUGGCGGAGAACAUUCGAAGGAUCUGCCUGACACUGAUUCACAUAAGCCUCAUUACGUUCACUAUCACAUUUAUGACAAAGACGGUGCAAUACCAUCGAAGACCUCCUUCAAUCCAGACGAUAAGUCAUUAGGCCGCAUCGACACUCUUUCCAUAGCGCCACCUCAUACUGUCGCUUCCGUCAAAGCCCGGAUUGUCAAAGCUGAAGGCGUUGCAUCAGCUCAAAAAAUCCAGUUGUUCGAAGACAUGAUGGACGAUGAGACGUAUCCAGGUUCUGGAGAACACGAGCCUCUGGCGAUUGUUUGCGGCGGAGUCGACGAAACGGGUAUAAUUGCGCAGAGCUCCCAAGAGCCUCAAAGACGAAGCAAAGUUUCGUUUUUGAAACGACUCACGACUGGUUGGAAGAAAACUAGAGAGCCAUAA